GUUAACGAGAUUUGGCCAUUUCGAGAACAAAUCAACACAUGUAGACAGCGAUAAAGUGAAAAACAAAGACCAUGGGCAAAGGACAACAAGUGGGAGAGAUGUUGAGCGGAACAGAUGCUAUCCAUGUGGCCACAGUCCUGGAGGACUGUGUAGAUCAGCUGACCAUUCUGGGGAGGAUCAUGCCGGCAUCAUUUGAAACUCGUGUGGAUGCAGUGGAGAUGGUCAGUAACGAGCUUAAUCAGCUGGUCACUGGACAGAAGGAGCUGGAACUGCGAUAUCAGACCAUCCUAGCAAAGAAACUGGAUCUAAUGAACAGCACCAAAAACACUGACCGUCUGACACAGGUCGAGAAAGAGGUCAUUGAGGCAGGAGCGGAUCUAAAGAACAGCACACAUGUGUUUGGACGAAGCCUUCGACAGAAUCCCUUAACGGGGGACAACAUGGUCAAAGUUCAGGAGGACAGGAUGUUUGUGGAGAGAUGUAUGGCAGACACUUUGUCAGAGUGUAUACAGAACUGUAGCUUCCAGGCUCUGGCUGAAACUGUCCGCACAGAGAAGGAAAGGAAGGCCAGACUACAGGACACCAUUCUGAAAGAAGAGAAUGGAAGAAGGCAUGUAAGGAUGCUGAAUAAGAAGCUGGUUGACAUUCAGAAGGAGAAGGAGAUAGAGUUACAGCAGAGGAACAAUAUGAUAGCCCACUUUAAGGACCAGCUACAGGAGAUGAAAGCCAAGACAGACAUGGAGGGGAAGUAUCUAAAGAAGAGUGCUGAAGUCACUGUGGCACAGACCCAGAAAAAGUGUACUCUGUCAGAGAAAGCCCUCCAAGAUGAGAUCGAGAGUCUGAAACACAAGAUAGAGGAGGAGCAGAGAUGUAACCAGGAAAUAGAGAACUUUCUCCGGGCACAUCAAGAGGAGUUGGAGAAGAAGGUGGAUAUUUGGAUGGAAAAGUAUGAGAAAGAUGUGGAGGCCAAACAACAUGAGCUGGAUGUAUUGAAGGCAUCAAAGGCUAAAGACCUGGACAAACUUCAGGAGUUGACCAAAUUAUACAAAGAAUAUGAACAAGUGGUUGUGGAAGACAGAAUAGAGAAAGAAAAGGCCAGAAGAAAAGCAGACCAAGAGGCCAUUGAGCUGAGAGCAGCCACGAGGAUUCAGUCCUGGUGGCGCGGUGUUAUGGUUAGGAAAGGAUUCGGACCAUACAGCAAAAAGAAAAAAGGAAAGAAAGGCAAAAAGGGAAAGAAAGGCAAAAAGAAGAAGUAAAUUGGAUCACUGUUAUUUUUGUUUUGAACAAUUUUAUUUUUGUUAUUUAUAUCCUUUAUUUUUUAAUAUCUGAACUUUAUAUCAAAUGAACAUGAUGGUUGUGUGUCUAUUAUAUCUGUCAUAUCAGAAGAACGAUAAGUUUUUUAUUUAAAUAUAUUGAAAUGUAUUUAACAUUUCUCAUCAGUAAUCUGGUUUUGGUAUUAGUAAAUACCAUAAAAUACUGAAAUGGUUGCUUGUCACUUGUUUUAAUUCCUGGGCUGAUUUUAUUGAAGAGAAUAUCAGAGACAUGAUAACACAUACUUUGUUUACAUGAGAAAUAAAUAUGUUUUACUA
Molecule: messenger RNA, 1589 nt
Organism: Saccostrea echinata
Lineage: Eukaryota; Metazoa; Mollusca; Bivalvia; Ostreida; Ostreidae
Product: dynein regulatory complex protein 9-like
Exons: 10
Coding region: 72-1256 (394 amino acids)
Biological process (GO): cilium organization
Cellular component (GO): motile cilium; cytoplasm
Molecular function (GO): protein binding
Source: RefSeq, a predicted model, not a curated record